This is a messenger RNA of Cokeromyces recurvatus, 565 nucleotides long. RefSeq lists its product as uncharacterized. The record is from RefSeq and is a predicted model, not a curated record. NCBI's taxonomy places the organism in Eukaryota, Fungi, Mucoromycota, Mucoromycetes, Mucorales, Mucoraceae. The coding region runs from base 105 to 482 and encodes 125 amino acids. Gene Ontology annotation, cellular component: cytosol. Gene Ontology annotation, molecular function: protein-disulfide reductase [NAD(P)H] activity. The transcript has 2 exons.
GCUUUUUUGUAUUAUAAGGAAAUAAUAAUAAAAAAUUUUUUAUUUUUUAUUUUUCAUUUUAGUUUAUUUUAUUCUAUUCUAUUCUAUUUUUCUUUUUCAACAAAAUGAAGGUGAUUCGUGUUAGUGAAAGUGAAAACUUUGAAACUGAAGUAAAGAAAGCAGUUGAGACAGGCAAUCCUGUCUUUGUUCUCUUUUAUGGUAAUGAGCUUCCAGAAACUUCAGAGUCAUGGUGUCCUGAUUGUGUUAUUGCUGAUCCUCUCAUUCGUAAAUCUGUAAUGGCCGUAAAAGAUAGUAUUCUUGUUGAAGCCCCAGUUGGUUAUCGUAAUGAUUGGAAGGGUAACACUAGCCAUCCCUAUCGAGUUCGUUAUCAAGUCCCUGCUAUUCCUACUUUAUAUAAAUGGACUAUGAAUGGACCUGGUGACAUGUUGGUUGAAAAUGAUUGUGCUGAUGUUACAAAACUUGCUCAAUUCUGUGGAAAUUAAUAAAAUAGUAUGUGUAGGCCAUUGCUUUUAUCUGAUAAGAUCAACAACAACAAAAAAAAAAAAAAAAAUGUUCAGGUCACGCG